AUGGGGUUGCGAGACGAACUGUUCACGGUGUCUCUCUUGGUUCAGCUCCCUGACGGGUCCCGCCCAGCGACAGCGGGCGCCUGCUUAUACUGCUUCUCCACCGAGGAUAAGCGCACUCGGGUUUGCCAGUAUUUUCUGGGCUACGCUAAUGAGCAGAACAAGGCCUGCUUGGCAGCUCUGUCGGCCGCCUUUCAGCCAUACGUCAAAAUCCAGGUGGUGCCGUAUCAUCAAGCCAUCCCGGAGGCUGCGGAAAAGGUUCGAAAGGAAGUGGAGGAGCUAAAAGCAGCAUCCCUGGCUUUCGCCACCCCCCCCUCCCAGCAGCCUUUGUCAUCCCUCGCAGGUUUCCAGAAAGAGGCCCGUUCCUACAGAUGCAACACUUGCCGGAUUACCGACUGCCCGCUGCCUAUCAACUGCCCAAUUCAGUCCAUCCACAAAGCCGAAGGUGACAUCACCGUUCUGCAGUGCGGUGCGAAGUUCUCGAUUCCCCCCGAGAGGAUCUUCAAGUGGAAGUUUGUCAAGGAUGUCCAGAGCCAGGACCUUUCAUUCUUCAAGGACCUUUACAUCGGAAUCGAUUCGUCCUUCCUGAUCCGACCCACGACGGGAGCCCAUCAUGGAACGUACGCCUGUGAGAUCUGGAUGGAAGAUGACGUGCUGGUCAGAAAGUUCAUUUUCCUCAACGUGACGGUGAAGCGGCUGGGGAAGGAGAAGGAACUGCAGGCCAUGUUCCACGACAUCCUGAACCCCCCGCCAGGGGUGGCGGCGGCCGAGGUGGUGCAGCAAAGCUCUUCCCUGGAAGACUGGCUGCGGGAACCCGACUCCCUGCACAAGACCAGCGUCCUCCUUGUCUUCCUGGGGGUGGUCCUGAGCUCCAUGCUGGUGACCCUCCUGCUCAUGUGA
Gekko japonicus is the source of this 897-nucleotide messenger RNA. Its product is annotated as sperm acrosome membrane-associated protein 6-like. Gene Ontology annotation, biological process: fusion of sperm to egg plasma membrane involved in single fertilization. NCBI's taxonomy places the organism in Eukaryota, Metazoa, Chordata, Lepidosauria, Squamata, Gekkonidae. The coding region runs from base 1 to 897 and encodes 298 amino acids. The transcript is spliced from 8 exons. The record is from RefSeq and is a predicted model, not a curated record.